Molecule: messenger RNA, 5451 nt
Organism: Anguilla anguilla (European eel)
Lineage: Eukaryota; Metazoa; Chordata; Actinopteri; Anguilliformes; Anguillidae
Gene: ift81
Product: intraflagellar transport 81 homolog
Exons: 18
Coding region: 1-2031 (676 amino acids)
Biological process (GO): intraciliary transport; cilium assembly
Cellular component (GO): intraciliary transport particle B; cilium; centrosome
Molecular function (GO): tubulin binding
Source: RefSeq, a predicted model, not a curated record
AUGAGCGAGCAAAUUAAAUUUAUAGUGGAGCAGCUCAAUAAAGACCCCUUCAAGAAAAAUUUCAAUCUCAUAACUUUUGACUCCCUGGAACCCAUGCAACUGCUGCAGAUUCUCAAUGAUGUCCUGGCCGAGAUUGACCCCAAGCAAGCCAUUGAUAUUCGUGAGGAGAUGCCUGAGCAGACGGCUAAGAGAAUGUUUACUUUACUGGGAAUGCUGAAGUACAAACCUCCAGGAAGUUCAGCUGAAGCGAGCAGUUUUCGCCAGGGUCUGGUGACUGGAAGCAAGCCAGUGGUGCACCCUGUCCUGCACUGGCUGCUGAUGAGGAUCCCGGAGCUGAAGAAGAGGGCAUAUCUGGCCCGUUUCCUCAUGAAGCUUGAGGUGCCCGCGGAGUUCCUGCAGGAUGAGGUCAUUGCUGAAACGCACCAUCAGUAUGAAGAGCUGGUGGAUGGCUUCAAGGGCUACCACAAGGAAUGUGAACAGCUGAAGAGCUCCGGCUUCUCCACUGCUGAGAUACGAAGGGACAUCGGUGCAAUGGAGGAGGAGAAGGACCAGCUCAUUAAGAGAGUGGAGCGUCUAAAGAAGAGGGUGGAGUCAGUGUCCAACCACCAGCACAUGCUUGAGCUGGCAAGACAACUGCGGGUUGAGAAGGAGAGAGAGGAGUCCCUUGUUCACCAGAAACAGGAACAGAAGAACCAGCUGUUCCAGGCAGAGCAGAGGCUGCAGAGAUCGCAGCUGCAGCUGAAGGACCUGCGACAGGCAGCGGCAGAUGCCAAGCCGGAGAGCUUAAUGAAGAGGCUGGAGGAGGAGAUCAAGUUCAACUCCUACAUGGUGACCGACAAGUUGCCCAAAGAGCUGGACAGCAAGAAGCGGACGGUGCAGUACCUGCAGAAGGUGGUGGCCGAGCCAGCCAUGGGGCAGGCGGAGCUGGGAGAGCUGGAGGACAAGAUCCGUGAGAUAAACAUGCAGAUUAACCAGCUGAUUGAGAAGAGAAUGAUGAGGAAUGACCCGAUGGAUGACAAACUUUCCCUCUUCAGACAGCAGGCCUCCAUCAUCGCCCGUAGGAAGGAAGCGAAGGCGGAGGAGCUCCAGGAGGCGCGGGAGGAGCUGGUCGGGAAUGAGAGAGACCUGACCCAGAAGAACAGCCAGGCCCGCAACCUGGAUGGCACAGAGGUCAUCCGAGGAGAAGAGUUUAAACGGUUCGUGGGGAAACUGCGGAGCAAGGGCACCGUGUUCAAGAAGAAGAGGCAGGAGAUGGCGGAGCUGAGGGCGGAGUAUGGCAUCCUGCAGAGGACAGAGGAGAUCCUGAAACAGCGCCACGAAGCCGUCCAGCAGCAGCUGCAGUCCAUGGAAGCGAAGAAGGGCAUCUCGGGGUACAGCGACACCCAGGAGGAGCUGGAGAGGGUGUCGGCCAUCAAAAGCGAGCUGGACGAGAUGAAAGGGCGCACUCUGGACGACAUGUCCGAAAUGGUGAAGAAACUGAACUCGGUGAUCGUGGAGAAGAAGUCUGCCCUGGCUCCUGUUAUUAAGGAGCUGAGACCUUUGAGACAACAGUGCCAGGAGCUCACGCAGGAGUAUGAGGAAAAGAAAGCCCAGUAUGACAGCUGUGCCGCAGGAUUGGAGAGCAAUCGGUCCAAACUGGAGCAGGAAGUGAGGGCGCUCAGGGAGGAAAUGGCCCAGGAGGAAAGCCGAUACCACUACAUCAACUGCAUGAGGCAGAUCAUUGAGAUGCAAAUGGAGAGGGCGGCGGCUGAGAUGAAGGCCUACGUGUCUCCUGACCCGCAGGAGAGGAGGAAGGCCAUCAGGGAGCAGUACAUGAAGAACAUCGCAGAGCAGGAGAGUUUAGGCAAGAAGCUGCGGGAGGCGCAGAAGGCCGUGCGGGAGAGCCACGGGCCCAACAUGAAGCAGGUGAAGAUGUGGCGCGACCUGGAGCAGCUGAUGGAGUGCAAGCGCCAGUGCUUCAUGAGGGCCCAGAGCCAGGCCUCCAUCGGCCAGGUCAUCCAGGAAGGGGGCGAGGACAGGCUGGUGCUGUGAGGGCCUGGGGCCCCAGUCCGGCUUCACCGCCGCGGCUGCAGAGACGGGGCUAAACAAGGGUCUUCGGUUUCUACCGACCGUCACGUGGGUUGAAUUUAAAAACUGUUGUCUAAUUACAGUGCGUUACACUGCUUAUGCAGGUUUUGAACACUUGUUCAUUUUUUGUGUUAUCUUCCUAUCACUUUUUGUGCCUGUAGGUGUCUUUGCUCUCAGCUGCUCUAGAUAAAAAUAAGACUGCAUCUCUCUCCCCCCCGUCAGCAUUAUUCCCAGAUUAUGCGAUAAGAGAAAAAACGCCACAACUGUGUACAAUUUUACCUUUCAUCUUCCCUGAAGAGAAGCAUUUUCGGUGCAGAGAAUUGGGCAGGGGUGCUUGGUGAGGCCAGAGCAGAGAGAACACAUGUCGUAGGAGGUGUUGGGCGGAUAAGUGGGGGGGGGGGGGGGGUCAGCUUUCUCUGGCCUGCGGACUUCAAACAAAUCCACGGCUUCCAUUCUGACACAUCUUUAAGACUACUGCUCCCGUCUGUGCAUCUAAAGAUAACGGCCUACAAAGUGUUGCACUUGGGACACUGCUGCCCCCUGUUAUUUUGGGAAACAACGGACAUGACCUUGUGUAGAAGAGCUUGCCAAUUUUGGAGUUGACCCGGACCUCCGCUGUUUCGGUACGAUAGUGUGCGACGGGGGGUGGUGGACAAUCAUCCUCUGACUGAACGUGAAUGUGCUUCUGUUUUUUUAUUUUAUUGCUUUGUCUUUGGUUACGGCAUUAGUGCUCUCCACCAUGGGGGGAGUCUCUUCAUUCAUUAUUAGAAUUAAUGAAUUAAGUCAGACUUCAAUAUUCUUUUUUUAAAUAACUUUUCAUUUUGUGUGAUUUUGUUGUAUUUUGUUGACUAGAUUGCUCCACUUUGAAUACGUACAAUGAGCUUUUGAAUGUGGGGAAUUGCAGCCACCUGCACAUUAGGAAGUGGUCAUUGAAAAGUGGAAUACAUUACAAGUUUGUGUGCUCCACAUAUGGGUAUGCAAAAAAAAAAAAAAAUUCCAAGUUGACUUUUAUCAUGGUCACUUAACUUUUCCAGUGACACAAGCCUCAAAUCAUUGACUGACAUUUCAUCUCCCUCUAUACAUGCACAUGUUUGAAAUUCCAAAACUGUAUGAUGGCUAGAGGCGGGGAAGCAUAUGGACAAAGAUGAGAAACCACUACAAACCAAAUGUAAAAUUACCCAUUAGAAUUCUGAACAAAUCAAAUGGUUUUUUCUCUCAUAUAGGUAAUGACCAAAUUAAAUGAGUAUUUAUCGCACAGGUUUCUAUUGUGAUAUACUGUUUGACUAAUUUAUAUAUUUAUGUUUUCCUUUCUAAUUACAUCCCUUAUUUUCUCUCUUUGGAAUUGUACAGGAAUUAUUGCAGUGAACUCUUAUCUUGGUAGUCGAUUUCACAAUUCAUUGCUUGACCACAAAACCUCUCAACUGCAUUUUUCUUAUUUCUUUCAGGUUUUUAGAUUGUUUUCUUUCAUUGCACCUCACUGGCUGUCUUUUCCAGUGCAGAUAGCAGGAACCUUAUGUAGCCCUGUCAUGCGUACAUGAGUUCUGGCUUCCAGAUACCCAGAGAUACCAUGAAGUUGGAAAAUAAGAAACCAGUAUAUCUGUGUAUGUGUACAUGUGUGCAUUGUUUUUUGGGUUUUCUUGGGUGUGUGUAAGAUAAACUUCUCUCAUAAAGCUAAUUUUCCUAUGAGAAAAUACUUAAUGUUUAAUUUUUUCUCAGAUGCAUUUUUCUGUACUUAAUUUUUUCAUAUCACACAGUGGUAAUAUUGUAAUAAUUUGAUUUAAAAAAACAGGAGCUUAGGCAUACAUGUUUGCCUGUGGAAAACCACUUAUUUGUAAUACGCUCUUAAAAUGGGAAUUUGUUUUCCAGCGCAAUGCUGUAGAUUAUGGAACUCAGCAAAGCACCUCAACAGAACAUCGCGGUGACGCUUACCAAAACUAAACCUGGGAACAAAUGUUUUCAACAUGUAUUGAUGGAUGCUGCUUUUAAACUUGAGCAACUACAAAGACUAUUGUAGGGUGAGGAUGGGGCAUUCCCCGCAUGCAACGAAGGUAAUUUUAGGCUCCAUCCUUCCCCCUUCCUCUCCCUGCAGCGUAACUCAAUCCGCCGCUGACAGGCGCGGUUAGCUUGCCACUCGGACGGACGUAUCAGGUGUAGAUUCUCCUAAAAGGGAACUUGAUUCGAGCUUGGUAUGUCGGGGUUAUUAUUAAUGAAGAAGAUGAGCGGGGAGGCCGGGGUCUCAUUAAGAUGUGUUAACGGAUGAUAGCUGCUGUUCUUGUGGGAGGACUCUCUGUACCCUACGUAGGCAAAAAUCCUACGCACAAUGGGGCAACCUCCCCAGACUUUUUUUUUUCUGGCCUACACUUAUCCCUAUCUCCAACCACUCAAACUUACUACUAACCAGUUGUGACUGUGGAAAUUCCCUGCACUGGCUUAACCUAGAGUAUCCAAGAGCCUUAUCAGAUUUUCUGUUUUUCUGUUUGUGCCCCCCUAGCCAGAAGUGGACUUGAUAAUCACAGUGAUACUGACAUCCACUGAAUGUUUUCAAAAGACUGUUUUUAUCUAACUGCAUUUAUAUUCAGUCUCUGAGUUGAGUGUAUAAGACUUUGAUUAGUUUUCCCAGAAUACAAAUGUCUUUAUCUGUGCACUUAAUUGGCUGAUUUAGCAUACAUAGAUUCACUCAUUACAUAGAGAUAAAAUUACCUAUCAGGCAUGACAUGAUGUCAGACCUCAGUAAUCCACUCUGAGUCAGUGGUAAUCACACAGGUACAACUCAGCACAAGGAAGUGAGAAAUAAACAGAAGAUCUUCAUCAGCUGUCACUCAGAGCAGUGCCAAAUUUUAGGUCUGGAACCAAGCGUCCCGUUGGCUCUGCUGAACAUGAAGCUGUCAACCACCAGAUAUUCUACUCUUAUCUAAAAUCUCCUCUGUAAUAUAAUACUGCAUGCAGCUAUACAGCCUGGUGGCACUUUAUCAGCUGUCGGUGCUCUGUGUGACUAACGCUAGAGGGUGCACUGAUGACUCAGAAUACUACCAUGUAAAGCAAUGCUGUAAUGCAAGAUGGAACACAGGAGGCUAAUACAAGUCUGCAUGGAUUUAGAAUGUACAUGUUUUAAAACUACUAACCUAGACCACAGUUGGAGAGUAACACUAUUUGAUAAUUGGCAGAAUUGCAAACAAUAGCUCUUUUAAUAGAGGAAAUGCUAGUGCUAGGAGAAAUAAUAUGGUAUUACUAUUAGAAUAUUUAUGGUUACAGAUAUUAGUGCAAUAAUAAUCAUACACCUCAUCAUUAUAAUCAUAGUAAUAGAAUAUAUUAAAAUACCAACAGGAAAUUGUAAAGAGCAAGCCUCCAUUCUUUAAUGUUUGAGCAAUAAACAGCAGAAUCACG